AUGCUGCGCACUGUUCUGCUCCUCGAUGGCAGCGAUGCCAUGAACAGUAGCUCAGACUACCUGCCCAACUAUCUGCUUGCCAUGAGGCCACCACUGCUGCGGUUAGUGGAGGGGUAUCUGGACUCUACACCACUCGCGUCCCUUGGCGUGGUGGUGAUGCGAGACGGCAUUAGCCACCGCCUACUGCCGUGCACCACGAACCACAACGAGAUCGUCGACGUGCUGGAGCGCGACGUCUUUCUGCACGGGGGCUCUGGCAACACCUCAAUGGAGAACGGGCUGCGGAUGGCCAUGUCGGAGCUGGUGGAUAUGCGCGAGGUAGCCGCCCUGGUGUCAACCGCGGCCAAAAAGUCGUCGUCGAUUGCCGCUGUCAACCCGCGCUCAGCAUGGAAGGGAUCAGCAACGCAGCUCAACGUCAUUGUAUUGACAGCCUCGGUCACACUGAUUGACCCCACAGACGUUUUCGCCGUCGUGAACGUCAUGGCCGCUUUGUCCAUCCGCAUUAAUGUCGUCUCCCUCGUCGGUGCGGUGCACGUCUUUGACGUGUGCACCGCCGAAACAGGAGGGACGCUGUAUUGCCCCCUCAACUACGGUCACCUGCUGCACAUCGUAGACGAGCUGUCGGCGGCCACCUCGCUUGUGCGAAACAAGAAGCACCCGCGAGGUGGCCGCCGACAGCGAGUCAAGCGGUCUCGCGAAGAAAGUGACGAUGUCAAGGUUGAUGACGAUGAUAAUGAGAUACCGCAUCUUAUACCUAUCGGAUGCCCCGUGUAUCUCGAGGCACCACCAUCCAACAACGCAGGGUCGUCAUCCACCGCCUCCUCCCGCUCCUUCUACUUGGCAUGCCCCCAGUGCCAUCUCAUCCAACUCUCUAUCCCCACAACCUGCUCCAUGUGCCGCCUGUUGCUGUGCAAUGCGCCGAUGCUGUACAGCACGUUUGUGUCGCACAACUCUCUGGUGCCACCGGCAAAGUCGCUCCGCGUGGUACGUGGCACAUCGGUGCCCGCGCCGAUUAUUACCACCUUGAGCGCUGCCCCAGUGCCCACCAUCCAAAACGACGGCGUCGUCAAAACAACGACGCAGCAGCCAGUACGGUGCGGCCUCUGCAUGACCAACAUCCUAGCCAAGGCAAUGGUGUCGCACAUACGCUCUGGUGGAGUCGGUAGUCCCGUCGCCUCGUCAGCGGCAGCGGCCUCGGUGGUGGAUGGGUCGCUGGUGUGGCAGUGCAGCGCGUGUGCCUCGUACCGUUGCAACGCCUGCAACGACUUUGUCCUCCGCAAAAUCGGCCUCUGUCCCUAUUGCCUGGCCCUGCAGUGA
Messenger RNA from Leishmania braziliensis MHOM/BR/75/M2904, 1317 nucleotides. RefSeq lists its product as hypothetical. NCBI's taxonomy places the organism in Eukaryota, Euglenozoa, Kinetoplastea, Trypanosomatida, Trypanosomatidae. The record is from RefSeq and is a predicted model, not a curated record. Bases 1 to 1317 code for a protein of 438 amino acids. The transcript has a single exon. Gene Ontology annotation, cellular component: transcription factor TFIIH holo complex. Gene Ontology annotation, biological process: nucleotide-excision repair; regulation of transcription by RNA polymerase II.